Dimorphilus gyrociliatus is the source of this 1225-nucleotide messenger RNA. The record is from the annotation of a GenBank genome assembly. NCBI's taxonomy places the organism in Eukaryota, Metazoa, Annelida, Polychaeta, Dinophilidae.
CAUGAAUUUUCAAGAUGUGAAUAGUUCCAAGAGGAAGCUGGCGCAUAGGAAACCGAUAGAUAACUGCAUAAAGGCCGAUUUAAAGAAUCGAAUAAUCGCGGCUAGAUGGCAACUACAUAGAAAAUUAUUGGACAAACAAAAAGACAGAGUGGUAUUUGAUAUUGAAAAAGAUAAAAGGCAAAUUGUAAAAGCUUUGAAAACAACUUUAAAAACUUCUGGAAUUAGCUCUGAAGGAUUGCCACUGAGAGGACAGAGUGAUAGGAGCGUUAAAAAUUGCGAUUAUUUUAAAUCUAUAUAUACUCUCUCUGAAAAAAGACUCAGAAAAUGGAGAAUAACCGAAAGACAUUUGCAAAAGCAACUUCUUUUAAAAGAGGAGGAAAAUGAGCUAAAAUCAGAGGAAGAGGCCAUCGGGAAUCUUAAAUCUUUGUUACUUGCUUUGGGUGAGAACGAGGAAGACGUUGAAAAGGUUUUAGCAGAGAAAGAUCAUCAAAAUAAAGCUGUUAAUAGACUACGACGCUGCACCAGUGCUGGAGUUGUUAGGGAGAAAGCACAACCGAUAAGACGACCUUUAUCAUCAACAGCUGUUAGAAACAAGGUCUAUUGUACCGGAAAGCUAACAGAGAUUGAUGAAAAAGUGAUAAGAACUCCUACUUCUCCAAUCUUAUCAUCUAAAAAUAGCGUUAAAUUAGAAGAAUCUCAAGAAAAACCAAUUAAGUCUAUUCAGCGACCUUUAUCAUCUGUUGCUCCAAGUAAAGGCAACCGAAUGGUGUUCGAAAGAACAAAGUCAAUUAUUCGCCCCUUGUCGUCUGGAAACGUACAAAAGAGUGUUCAUUUUGUGGACGACGACGAAUCAGAAUAUGAUAAUGAAGAUAGUGAAAGCGUUACGGAAAUCGAAGGUGCUAGAAUACCCCAAUGGAAAAGAGAUCUGAUGGCCGAAGCGCCACCUGGAGUAUUUACACAAAAGUCAUCUCUUAAAGUUGCACUAGCCAUUUCAAAACGGCAAAGAAAGAGAGAAUUAGAUAAACUUGUAGAUGAAAAUAUUAAAGAUCCUAAGACAAUUAUCGAGAGAGAAAAAACAAGACGACAAUUUUCAAGACUGGGCGUCUAUAUGGCGGUUACGGCGGUCAGAGAAGUUGGCCAGGCAGGAAAAUCGCAUAAAACAAACUUUUUAGAUAACAAACACGUAGAUGCUGCUUACAAUUACAGCGUUAAAAGGUUAUUGUAA